Messenger RNA from Micromonas pusilla CCMP1545, 6869 nucleotides. RefSeq lists its product as uncharacterized. Gene Ontology annotation, biological process: negative regulation of translation; nuclear-transcribed mRNA catabolic process, deadenylation-dependent decay. Gene Ontology annotation, molecular function: molecular adaptor activity. The coding region runs from base 1 to 6702 and encodes 2233 amino acids. The transcript is spliced from 2 exons. Gene Ontology annotation, cellular component: CCR4-NOT core complex; P-body. Lineage: Eukaryota; Viridiplantae; Chlorophyta; Mamiellophyceae; Mamiellales; Mamiellaceae. The record is from RefSeq and is a predicted model, not a curated record.
AUGGUAGAUUACCUCACGGUCAUAACCCAACGAGUAAACUUACUGAUUCACGACCUAGACGAGUCGUCCGUGAAGUCCGCGCACGAGGACGUUCGCGAGGCCUCGGAGCUUUUCGGCCCAGACGGCGAGUUCCACGCGUUCGGGUUACUCCUCGCGCGCGCGAACGCCGACCUCGACGCCGCGAACGCCUCGAAGGCCGGAUCGAACCCCGCGUCGAUCGCGCUCGCGUCGUCGUUCGCCUCGCGCCUCGCUUCCAAGGACGCGAACGAAUUCUCGUCGCGCGUCCGCGUCCUCGUCGCCGCACUCGGGAUCGACUCGGGCCGUCUGCGCGCGCUCGGGGUGAACAUCGACGGCGGCGGCGCGAUGGGCGACCACGGCGGCGACAUCGUGUCUCGCCUAUCCAGCAGCUCCGGCCCGAGCGCGGUGAUCGCGGAGCUCGGGUACGGAUGCGCCGUCACCGUGGAUUAUUUCAAAGAAGUCAUCGGGCUGAUGCCCGCGAUGGACGAGAGCGAGCUCGCGCGGCUCGUCGGCGUCCUCGCGAGGACGCACUCCAGCCUUGACGUGUCCACGUGCGGCGCGACGCUGAGCUCGCUCGCGGCCGCGGUCGGGAUCGACGCGCCGUCCGCGGCGGCGCUGAGCGCGACGAAUUGGAAUUACGAAAACGCCGCCGACGCGCUCGCGGCGACGUGCCCGUCGUUGGACUGGACGAAAGCGAUGUAUAAGCUGAACCAUCUCGGUUUUAUCGUCCCGGACGCGCGGACGUUCGAGGCGCUCGUGAGGAUGUUCGCCAGGGCGACGAAGGACAAGGAGCCGUUUCCGGUGGCCGCCGUCGCCGGCGGAAGCGGGUGGACGGAAGCCCCGGCGGGGCAGCUCGAGUUUUUGCGGCACGCGAUCGUCGCCCCGGGGGACAUGUUCCCGUGGGCGUUCUCUCGGAGGAAAAUCCCGCCGAUCGAGGGGCUCGCGGGCGGCGCGUCUCCGAUUGGCACGCCGAACCAGUGCUGGCUGAGCGUCGACUUAUACCUCACGCUCGCGUCGCUCGCGGAUUCGUCGGCGGCGCUCGCGAACGCCGCGAGAGGCGUGAUCGAGCCCGCGAUGACCGCGUGCGGAGAAGUCGUCGCCCUCGGCGCGUCCGUCGCCAUGGCGGAGGAGCCGGCACUCGCGGGGGGGUUCCUCAGCGACGUCGUCGCGGCGACGCUGCCGCCGUAUCUCUCCGCGGGGGGACACCUGAACACGGCGCUCGUGCUGCACAGGGUGUACAACGCCAGCGCCGCGGGCGCGGAGUGCGUCGCGCGCGCGAUGGCGGAGGUGCACUCGCGCGAGGGGGGGGUCAACGUCCCGCGGCUGCUGGACGUGUGCCAGGACCUGAAAGCGCUGAGCGUGGUGCUGGACCGGGCGCCGCACGCGUUCGCGGUGGAGCUCGCCGCGCUCGCCGCGCGGAGAGAAUACCUGAACCUCGAGAAGUGGCUCCAGGAGCGCGCCGCGGCGUCGGGCGCGCCGUUCGCGGCGGCGUGCGUGCGGUUCUUGCGCGCGCGCGCGUGCGGGGACGAGUCCGGGGCGAACGUCGGCGCGCCGAAGCUCGCGGUGGAGACGAUGGCGAUCUUCUUCAAGGUUUUGCAGGCGGGCGCGGGGGGGCUGCCGCCGGAUUUACGGGAGGAGUUGCACGGCGUCGCGCAGGCGGCGGCGAACGCGAACCCGACGCUCGCGGCGGCGGUCGCGAGCGCGGGCGGGGGUGGGGGUGGUCAGGGCGCGGUCACGCCGGGCGGGAACGCGGGCGGCGCCCCGGGCGCGGGGGGCGGCGGCGCGAACGACGCCGCCGGCGGCGGGAACUUUCCCGCGGACGUCGAAGCGGAGGCGAACUCGUACUUCCAGCGGUUGUACAGCGGGCAGCACAGCGUGGACCAGACCGUGGACAUGUUGACGCGGUUCCGCGGUUCGCAAAACGCGCGCGAGCGGGACGUUUUCGGUUGCAUGGUGCACAACCUCUUCGAUGAGUACCGGUUCUUCCCGAAGUACCCGGAGAAGGAGCUGCGCAUCACCGCGGUGUUGUUCGGUCGGCUGAUCAACCACCAGCUCGUCGUGAGCAUCACCCUGGGCGUCGCGCUCCGGUGCGUCCUCGACGCGCUGCGAAAGCCGUUCGGGACGAAGAUGUUCGCGUUCGGGUCCGAGGCGCUGGAGCAGUUCAAGAACCGCCUCCCGGAGUGGCCGCAAUACCGGCAGCACCUCGCGGCGGUCCCGCACCUGCCUCAGGCGCACCCGGACCUCGCGCAGCUGCUCGGCGCGGCGGCGGAACAGCGCGGGGUGUCGCAGCUCGGCAGGGACGAGCCGUCGAUGAUGGGCGGCGACGCCGCGGGCGGCCUCUCCGGCGGCCUCGCCGGGUUGAGCCUCGGCGCGGGCGGGGACGGCGCGGGCCCCCCCGCGCCGCGGCCGCCGAUGCCCCCCGGCGCGCCCCCCGCGGACGGCGGCGACGCCGCGAAGAGCGCGGGCGGGACAGGCCUGCUCUCGCAAUCGUCCGCGGGCGCGGGCACGAACCUCCUCGGCGGCGGCGGAGGAAGCGGCGCGAACCUCGGCCCGUCGGCGCCGAGCGGCGGCGGGACGGGCUUCGCGACGUCGCUUAACCUCGAGACCCUCCUCGCGUCCGCGUCGAACCAGAACAUGUCCGUCCCGGACACGGAGACGAUCGAUAAGGUGCACUUCGUCGUGAACAACCUCUCGACGCAGAACAUGGACGACAAGGCUGCGGAGGUGAAGGCGCGCCUCGGCGAGCAUCAGUGGCCGUGGUUCGCGAUUUAUCUCGUCGUGAAGAGAGCGUCGAUCGAGCCAAACUUUCACGCGCUCUACCUCGGUCUGCUGGACGCGAUCAACGACAAAGGACUGUUCCGGCUCGUCCUGGACGCGUCGUACAACAACAUCAAGACGCUGCUGAGCUCGAACAAGGUGAAGACGAACAGCGGCGAGCGGAGCCUCCUGAAGAACCUCGGGAGCUGGCUCGGGCAGCUCACGAUCUCGCGGAACCAGCCGGUUUUGAUGCGCGAUCUGGACUUGAAAGGGCUGAUCCUCGAGGCGUACCAGACCGGGCACAUGAUCGCGGUGAUUCCGUUCAUCGCGAAAGUGCUCGAGCCCGCGAAGGACAGCAUCAUCUUCAAGCCGCCGAACCCGUGGACGACGAACGUCCUCGCGCUUCUGAAGGAGAUCUACAGCGAACGCGACCUCAAGCUCAACUUAAAGUUCGAGAUGGAGCGUCUGUUCAAGCACCUCGACUGCGAGAUCAAGGAGUGGAAGUGCAGCAACUUGCUGUACGCGCGGCAGCGCGAGCGCGCGGGGAACCCAGACUUCGUCGCGGACAAGAACCCGCCCGCGAUGGCGCCGUCCAUGGGCACGCCGUACGAGCCCGGGAUGGGCGGCAUGGGCCAAGGCGCGAUGUCCGCGGCGGGCGGCCGCGCGGACGUCUCCGGCGCGUUCGGAGGCGGCGGAUCAGGCGGAGCCGGCGACGGCGGGAUCCCGGACAUGGGCGCCGGCGGGCUCCCGAACGCGAUGCAGCAACACAUCAAGAUCGCGCCCGCGCCGAACCUCCCGGAGACGGCGCGCGUCGCGCUCGCGCGGCUGCUCCCCGUCGCGCUCACGGCGGCGGUGCGCGAGAUCGUGUCCCCCGUCGUCGAGCGCUCCGUCACGAUCGCGUGCAUGACGACGCGCGAGCUCGUUCUGAAGGACUUCGCCGUCGAGCCGGACGCGGCGCGGAUGAGGAAGGCGGCGCAUCUGAUGGUGUCCUCCCUCGCCGGGUCGCUCGCGCUCGUGACGUGCCGCGAGCCGUUGAAGGCGUCCGUCGCGUCGCAGCUCAGGGCGCUUCUGAACCAAGCCGGGGCGGUGUCCCCGAACGAUCAGCAAGCGCUCGAACAAGCGGUGCAAGCGGCGACGGUGGACAAUCUCGAGCUCGGGUGUUCGCUCAUCGAGUCCGCGGCGACGGAGCGCGCGGUUCGGGACAUCGACGAAGCCCUCGCGCCCGCGGUGCUCGCGCGGCAGAAGCACCGGGAGAAGAACGGGCCCAACGGGCAGCCGUUUUUCGACCCGGCGUAUCUCCAAGGCCGGUUCCCCGGCGCGCUUCCGGAAUCGCUCCGGCCGAGCCCUGGGCACCUCGCGCCCGCGCCGCAGCGGAUCUACGACGACUUCGCGUCGCUCCCGCGCGCGCCGCCGCCGCCUCCCGGGGCGCCGCCGGCGUUCGCGGCGCAACGCGGGCAGUUUGGCGGUCCGCCGCCGCCGCCGCCGCCCGGGGCGUACCCCGGUCAGCCGCCGCCGCCGCCGCCUUCGACGCCGCCUCCCCCGCCCCCCGACGGCGGCCCUCCCGGGUCGCUCGGCAUGGACAUGGGGCUGGGCGGCGGCGUCGGAGGUGUCGCCGCGCUCGCCGCCGCCGCGGGCAUUGGCGACGCAGGCGGCGUGCAGCCGGUGCUCGAACGCUACCGCGUCGCCGCCGCGCGCCUGGACGCCGCCGUCUCCACGGAACCCGCCGCGCGGUUCUCGCUAUUACCCGAGAACCACGAGGCGAGGAACGCGGUGAACGACAUCGCCGCCGCGGCCGCCAUCACGGGCGCGCCCGCGGGGUCGCCGCAGUCCGAUGAAGCCCACCUGGCGGUGGCGCAGAAGCUGUUCCAACGUCUGUACGACCGCCCGGGCGCCGCCGGUCGCCGUCUGCACCGGACGUCGCACAUCGCCGCGCUCGCGGCGCUGCGCGAGAGCUCGCGCGCGGUCACGCGCGAAGUCACCGGGUGGCUCAUCUACGCCGACGACGAGAGGAAGCUGAACAAGGACAUCACCGAAGGCCUCGUCCGCGCGGGCGUCGUGAGCGAACAGUUUUUGGGCGAGCUCGACGCGCACCUCGCGAAGCUCAUCCUCGGCGGCGGCGCCAGCGCGACGCCCGCGAUGGAGUGCGCGGUGCACAUCGUGCAGCACUGCGUCAUCGUCGAGCCGUGCGUCGCCCCCGCGGAGUUGACCGCCACCUUGGACGCGCUCGCGAAGGCGUGCGCGCGCCCGGGGGCGCCGGAGAACGUCGCCGAGCUCGUCGAGCAGGCGCGCGCGAAGGGCGAAAAGAAGGAGGGCGGCGGCGGCGGCGGGAAAUCGAAAGAGCUCCCGGAUCCGGUCGGUCUCCGCGAGACCGUCGCGCAGCACUUCGACGAGUGGGCGAGGGUGCAAGACCUUCCCUCCGGCGACGCGGCGACGGCGACGUUCUUGACGAACCUCGCGAAGGGCCGUCUCCUGCACGAGGACACGCAGGACAGGUUCCUUCGCAUCCUCGUCGAGCUCGCGGUGACGCACUGCCUCGGCUCGGAGGUCAGCGCGGGGACGCCCCCUCCCGGGGCCGCGCCCGCGCUGUCGUUCGUCGCCGUCGACGCGUACGUCCGCCUCGUCGCGCUCCUGUGCCGCCGCUCGUCCGAGCCGAUCGCGUCGCGGCUGUCGCUUCUCGGGCGAGCGCUCGUCGCCAUCGCGCGGACGGCGAUGCGAGACACGGACGAACGCGGCGCGGCGUUCAACCCGCGUCCGUACUUCCGCGCGCUGUGCGGCCUCAUGAUGGAGAUGCACGCCCCGGACAGCACGCUGGACACCGGACAUCCGCAGGUUCUCGCCGCGUUCGCGUCCGCGCUGCUCGCGCUGCAGCCGCUGCGCGUCCCCGGGUUCGCGUUCGCGUGGCUCGAGCUCGUGUCGCAUCGGUGCUUCCUCCCGCGGCUGCUCACGGAUCACAACCGCAAGGGGUGGCCGCUGCUGCAGAAGCUCCUGACCGCGAUGCUGAAGUUCCUCGAGCCGUUCUUACGUCAGGCGGAGCUCACGGAGACGGUCAGGCUGCUGUACCGCGGGACCCUGCGGCUGUUGCUCGUGCUCUUGCACGACUUCCCGGAGUUUUUGUGCGAUCACCACUUCAACCUGUGCGACACCAUCCCGCCGAACUGCAUUCAGAUGCGUAACCUCGUCCUGAGCGCGUUCCCGCGGAACAUGCGGCUGCCGGACCCGUUCACGCCGAACCUCAAGGUGGACCUCCUCCCGGAGAUCUCGCAGUCCCCGAGGGUCGUCGCGGACACGGAGAACGCGUUCCGAUCGUCGCCGUUGAGGCAAGAGCUGGACGCGUUUUUGAAGAACCGCUCGCCCGCGAAUUUCUGCGCGGAUCUCCGCGGGAAGCUCCAGCUCGAGCCUCGCGCGGCGACGGCCGCGGGGACGCGCUACGAUGUCCCGCUCCUGAACGCGCUCGUGCUCUACGUCGGUGUCCAGGCGAUCCAGGCGAACCGGAAGGACCAGUCCAGCCCCAUCACGCACACCGCGCCGAUGGACGUGUUCAAAGGCCUCGCGCAAGAGCUCGACACCGAGGGGCGGUACCUGUUCUUAAACGCGGUCGCGAAUCAGCUUCGGUACCCGAACUGCCACACGCACUACUUCUCGUGCGUGUUGCUGUACUUGUUCGCCGAAGCCGGGAGCGAGAUCGUUCAAGAGCAAAUCACGCGCGUGUUACUCGAGCGUCUGAUCGUGAACCGCCCGCAUCCGUGGGGGCUGCUCAUCACGUUCAUCGAGCUGAUCAAGAACCCGAGGUACAACUUCUGGGGGCACUCGUUCACGCGGUGCGCGCCGGACAUCGAGCGGCUGUUCGAGUCCGUCGCGCGGUCGUGCAUCGCACCGCAGAAGCCGGAAGGCUCCGAGGACGGAGGCAUGCCGAUGCCCGUCUCGUAAUUCAAUCGAAGGCUGCCGACGCGGGCGGCGUCUUCGCCAACAAACCAAUUUGAAAAAUCCCAAAAAAAAGUGUUCCACCGCGCGAGAAGAAGCGCUCUUCUCGCGUCGGUGGGGCAUUGUAUUCUUCUAGGGAGUUGACUUUGUAUGAGAGAGAAAUCUAUGAUAAA